This is a messenger RNA of Seriola aureovittata, 2565 nucleotides long. Its product is annotated as E3 ubiquitin-protein ligase TRIM39-like. Gene Ontology annotation, molecular function: zinc ion binding; protein binding. Lineage: Eukaryota; Metazoa; Chordata; Actinopteri; Carangiformes; Carangidae. The record is from RefSeq and is a predicted model, not a curated record. The transcript is spliced from 2 exons. The coding region runs from base 145 to 1941 and encodes 598 amino acids.
CCCCCGAUCUCCUGCUUGGUCACCUUAACGCACCGCUUUCUGUUGGCGAUCGCCUCGGGCACUCGCUCCGGGAGGUCCGUGAACGCGGAGCGCAGAGUUUGGGGUCCGUUGUUGGAGUUGGUGUUAUUGUUGUCCAGAUAGAAAAUGGACUCAGCCAGUAGUUUCCUGUCUGAAGAUCAGUUCCUGUGCUCCGUCUGCCUAGAUGUUUUCAACGAGCCUGUUUCUAUUCCAUGUGGACACAACUUCUGCAAGACAUGUAUCACCAAACACUGGGAAGGCAAAAACCAGUGUCACUGUCCACUGUGCAACAAGAAGUUCAACAAAGGGCUCAAACUUUGUGUCAACACAGGAUUCAGGGAGGUUGUGCAGAAUUUCAAGAAGCAUUGUGUCAUAUCUACAACUAAUGUCCCUGUUAAACCAGGGGAGGUGCCAUGUGACUUCUGCCUUGGCAUCAAGUUCAAAGCCUACAAAACAUGUUUGGUUUGUUUGGCCUCUUAUUGUGAAACACACCUGGAGCCUCAUCAGAGAGUUGCUGCCUUAAAUAGACACAAACUGACUGAUCCUGUGCAGAACCUGGAGAACAAGAUUUGCAAGAAACAUAAUUGGAUUUUAGAGCUCUUCUGCAGGAAUGACCUGACUCGGGUUUGUGUCCUGUGUACAGAACAUAGCACUCAUGAUACAGUUCCAUUAAAGGAGGAGUAUGAAAAGAAGAAGGCUCAGCUGGAGCAGAAAAAGGUGGAAGUACAGGUGAUGAUACAAGAGCGGCAAAAGAAGGUUCAGGAGAUAAAAGAAGUAGUGGACACCAAGAGGAAUGACAAAGAUGAAGCACUAGCAAAUACUGUUCAGGUCUUCAGUACUUUGGUAGCCUCGGUUCAAAGCAGCAUGGCUGGGCUGAUGAGUGUGAUUGAAGAGAGACAGCAAGCAGCAGAAAGACAGGCUGAGGUGCUGGUCAAAGAGCUGGAGAGGGAAAUCAAUGAGCUCCAGAGGAGCGACACUAAGCUGGAGCAGAUCUCACGCACUGAAGACCACCUUCAGUUCAUCAAGAGCUUCCUGUCCUCCUCCUCCUCCUUUCCACACACCAAGAACUGGUCUGACAUCGGUAUCAGUGGUCAGCACUGUGUGGAGGACCUGAAGAGAGCUAUGGUGAAGCUGGAUGUGACGCUCACCAAAGAGACAGAGCGUGCUACUCAAGAAUUCAGGGCGUGCUGUGGUAAAAUCCUUGCUGAAGAAACUGACACAGUGAAGAAAGCUGCACUAACAGUCACAGAUCUAGAGACUCUACCUAAAGGUGUCAAGUUGGACGCAAUCCGGCAGCAGUAUGCAGUGGACAUGACCUUUGACCCAUGCACUGCAAACGAUCUGCUCCUGUUUUCAGAGGAUUUAAAACAAGUGCGCACUUCUCACCUUUGGUGGUUUGCAGAUGAAGUCCCACACAAAUUUAACAGAUAUGCCUACGUCCUGGGAAAAAAGGGAUUUUCUGAAGGGAGAUUCUACUUUGAGGUUGAGGCCACAAGGAAGACUGGCUGGGAUUUAGGAGUAGUCAGAGAGUCAACGCGUGGAAAGAAGGCACCCACACCAAACCCCAGGAAUGGAGUCUGGAUCAUUAGAUUGAGGAACAACACCAAAUGCACGGCUUUAAAUAACACUAUUGUCAACCUCUCCUUGAGAAAGAAACCUGAGAGGAUCGGGGUGUUUGUAGAUUAUGAGAAGAGGCUGGUCUCCUUCUAUGACGUGAAUACUGCAUCUGUGAUCUACUCUUUCACUGGCUGCAUAUUCAAUGAGAAAAUCUUCCCAUUCUUUAGCCCCGGCCCCCCUGAGGAUGGUAUAAACUGUGCCCCCCUGGUCCUCUCACCUGCCAAAGACUCAACCACGUGGGAAAAAUUUUCAGAGUCUGUAGGCCUGAUUAUUACUCUCAUUGCUCUGGUUUUGAUGUGGAUGUAAAAAAAUACAUCUUCUUUUUUUUUUUUUUUUACAAGGUCUAGAGUUGAAACAGAUUUUGAUUAAAUCUAAAUCCAAUAAAAUCUGAUUAUGAUUAAGGUCAGUUCUUGGAUAUUUUAGAAAAACAACACCAUGCAUACUAGUAUACAGACCCGCAGACGACCUGCAGACUUAGCUCAGUUUACUGGAAAUAAUUACUUACUUCCUCAGUAAAUUAUUUUUGGUAUUUGUUGUAUACAAUGUUACAUGUUUUUUUCCAUACAUUUAGAGUGUAUUUUUGUAAUUAUACUAAUCAUGCUCAUUUGACAAAAGUCUUUUUAAAAAAAAAAGAGUUCAACUAAAAAGGUGUUUUACAACAUCUUAAAAAGCUUUAUGCAGUGGUGGAUGUACUUAUAGAGACAGAGAGGGUUUAAACCAGUGACCCCUUCCAGUUACAAACUCUGUCUGCUGCUUAAUUAUGUGUAACAAAAUGGCAAUAUAUCAUAUACACCAAGUCUAUAAAUCACAAUACAUGUUUUGGAAGUUGUUAUUAUGACUUUGCAUGCUUGCUUUGUCAUUUGCUCUUGAAUUUUCUGUUUGAUACGCAAAAUGAAUUUACAUAAAGUUUUGCUUCUCAAUGAAACAUGA